AGGAAGUGUUCGAAACAGGCAAAUUCAGGGAAAACAGCUCUUUGGAAAACCUGGAAGUUGAUUAGUGUCCUUGGCCAUUCAGCACUGACCUGGUCCUGGGGUUCUACCCGGGUCAUAGUCCUUGUGUCGGUGAGCCAUUGUCCAGGCGGGAACACUCUCCUUCCCAUGCCUUGGAAUCAUAUACAGUGAAAUACAGAUUAUUCAAAUCUGCUCUUGGACAGACACAGGCAAACCCAAAGGAAAUGUGUACCAGCCAACCGCACAUUAACAUCCCGGAAAUGAUUCGGAAGAAACGGGAUAAACAGGCAUUGACGAAGGAAGAAAUCCACUAUUUUGUGAAAGGCGUAACAGAGGGAAGUAUCCAAGACAGCCAGAUUGGGGCUAUGCUGAUGGCAAUUCGUCUACAGGGAAUGACACAGGAGGAAGCAGUGAAUCUGACCCAGGAGAUGAAAGUGUCUGGUGCUAUCCUGCAAUGGCCAAAGGAGUGGUCUGGGUUGGUAGUUGACAAGCAUUCGACAGGAGGAGUCGGGGACAAGGUCAGCCUCAUUCUUGCACCAGCAUUGGCUGCAUGCGGUUGCAAGGUUCCAAUGAUCAGUGGCCGAGGCUUGGGCCACACUGGGGGCACACUGGACAAACUGGAAUCCAUCCCAGGAUUCAACAUUAAGAAGAAUCCAGAAGAGAUGAAGACCAUCUUGUCUGAGGUUGGUUGUUGUAUUGUCGGGCAGACAGCUGAGCUGGUGCCAGCUGAUAAGAAGCUUUAUGCGAUCAGGGAUGUGACAUCGACAGUGGACAGUCUGCCCCUCAUAGCAGCUUCCAUAAUAUCAAAGAAAGCAGUGGAGUCCCUUCAUGGUUUGAUUCUGGAUGUGAAAUAUGGACAGGGAGCUUUGUUCAAGGAGAUCAAUGGAGCAAGAGAGCUGGCACAUUACUUGGUAGAUAUUGGAAAUCGCUUGGGAAUUCAAACACUUGCUGCUCUCUCCAGGAUGGAUAAUCCCAUUGGGAGGUGUAUUGGGAACUCUUUAGAAGUCUUGGAAUCCAUUGAAUGCCUGAAGGGAAAUGGGCCCAAGGACUUGGAGGAACUGGUCACCUGCUUAGGAGGCCACCUCCUACAUUUGUGUGGAAAGGCUGAGAGCGCCGAGGGUGGAGAAAAGGCCAUCAAAGAUGUGUUGAAAAAUCACAGUGCCCUGGACAAGUUCCAAGCCAUGCUGGUAGCCCAGGGAGUGACAGCUGGCUUGGCCAAGGACUUGUGUCAGGGGAAAGAGGUCCUUAAACGUGCAGAGAAACAGGAAGAACUGAAGGCUGAGGCUGAAGGGGUAGUUCAGGCGAUCCACUCCCUGCCGUUAGCUAAGGUAGUGCAUGAACUAGGUGCAGGACGCAAUCAUCCUGAGGAGUCAAUCAACUGGAGUGUUGGUAUAGAACUUCUGAAAACCGUGGGCAACAAGAUUAACAAAGGGGAUUCCUGGAUUAGGGUCCAUUUUGAAGACAAUUCCCUCAGUGAAGGACAGAAGAUUAGUCUCCAGAAAUCACUGGUCGUCGGAGAAAAGGUUGAAGAUGUUCCCUUGGUUACUGAGGUCAUUGGAGCACAGGGACAGAAAAAACACAAAUGUGCGGUUUAAGAGACAAACAAAGUAAGAGCACAGUGAGACCCAGGCCCACGAUUCUUAGACUGCAAUGGCUCUAGAAGAAGUUCCAACAUCUUCUCAAGUGGCAUCUAUGAACAGGGAAUAAAUUCUGGACAUUCUCAUUACAUCAAUACCUUGAGAAUUAAUA
This is a messenger RNA of Hemiscyllium ocellatum (epaulette shark), 1767 nucleotides long. RefSeq names its product thymidine phosphorylase (gene tymp). The coding region runs from base 243 to 1613 and encodes 456 amino acids. Gene Ontology annotation, biological process: pyrimidine nucleoside metabolic process; pyrimidine nucleobase metabolic process. Lineage: Eukaryota; Metazoa; Chordata; Chondrichthyes; Orectolobiformes; Hemiscylliidae. The transcript is spliced from 13 exons. The record is from RefSeq and is a predicted model, not a curated record. Gene Ontology annotation, molecular function: 1,4-alpha-oligoglucan phosphorylase activity; pyrimidine-nucleoside phosphorylase activity. Gene Ontology annotation, cellular component: cytosol.